Molecule: messenger RNA, 843 nt
Organism: Australozyma saopauloensis
Lineage: Eukaryota; Fungi; Ascomycota; Pichiomycetes; Serinales; Metschnikowiaceae
Product: mitochondrial 54S ribosomal protein uL1m
Exons: 1
Coding region: 1-843 (280 amino acids)
Biological process (GO): translation
Cellular component (GO): mitochondrial large ribosomal subunit
Molecular function (GO): structural constituent of ribosome; RNA binding
Source: RefSeq, a predicted model, not a curated record
AUGCUUAAAUCCGGGUUCCAGAGCUUCCGCUCCUGUUACUUCUCUAGAGGGUUCGCUUCUUCCCUAUUUCUGUUAAAUGCUACCGGCGCAACUCUGUCUGUACUCAGAGCAUCUCCAAAGGAUCAUCGCAAGGACCCAAAGGUAAUUUUGCAAAGAGUCUCUAGAAAAAAGCAAAGAGCUAAAAGACCUGCCGAUAUGAAUCCUAUUUACAUGGAUAUUCCCCUCGCAAUGAAGUACAUGCGUGCUGCUGAGGUUGGAAACCCUGCAAAGAGAACUACUGUAUCUGUGCAAGUCACUAUAAUCCCAGAAAAGGGUGUUUCUCCAAUACAAGGCCUGGUGGCGCUUCCUAAACCAAUCAAGGACACUUGUGCUCUCGUAUUUACUGAAAACGCACUGCAAGUCGAGAAACUUGCGGCCACUAGUUACUCCUACAAAGUUGGUGGAAACGAUUUAGUGGAACAAAUUAAUCAAGGCUUAUCUCUCGACGGCUUCUCGCACUGCUUUGCCACUCCAGAGGCAUUGUCUAUUCUCAAGCCCAUUCAAAGAACACUUGGUGUCGCCGGUUUGAUGCCAACUGUCAAGAAGGGAACUGUUUCUGAUGAUAUAUUGAGUCUUGUUGAAAAGUCCGCAGGACAAUUAUCCUACAGACUGAAGGGAUACAAUUUAGCGAUCCCUGUUGGUCGUUGUGACUUCACUGACAAAGAGAUCAUUCAAAACAUUAAGGCCAUUGCUGACCACGUUAACGCUAGUCAACCUACUGGAAACAAGAAACACAUUGUGGGAAGAUGCAGUUUGAGUUCAACCAAUGGACCAUCCGUCGUCAUUGAUUUCAAGAACCUUUAA